AUGAGGGCCGGUGUGCCCCUGCUGGUGGCCUUGCUUUGUGGCCUGGCCUGCGCUGGAAAAACAGACUCCUGUGCAUCUCGCUGUAGCGAGAAGUUUAACCAGGAUGCUGCCUGCCAGUGUGACCACCGCUGUACCCGGCACGGAGACUGUUGUGAAGACUAUGAGUACCUGUGUGCAGCUAAUGAGGGCCCUGAAGACCCAGCGCCAUUUCUAGAAUUGGAAGAAGAUUCUGAAGAGGCCCUGGUCAGCCACUUGUACUCAGCACCCGACUCCUGCCAGGGCCGCUGCUAUGAAGCCUUCGACAAACACCACCCGUGCCACUGCAAUGCCCGCUGUCCAGAGUUUGGGAACUGCUGCGUAGAUUUCGAGAGUCUGUGUGCUCACGAGGGCUUCUCCCACAGCAGUGAUGCCAUAACCAAGGAGGAGCUGCAGAGCAUCUCUGAGAGGAUCUACCAGGCAGAUGUCAACAAGGCCCGGAAGGAAGACAUCAUUCUCAACAGCCAGAACCGAAUCUCCCCCUCCGAGGCAGGGGACCAGGUGGACCGUUGCCCAGAGCCGCUCUUCACCUAUGUCAAUGAGAAACUGUUCUCCAAGCCAACCUAUGCCGCUUUCAUCAAUCUCCUUAACAACUACCAACGAGCAACUGGCCAUGGGGAGCAUUUCAAUAGUCAGCAGCUGGCCGAGCAGGACACCUUCCUCACAGAGGUCAUGAAGACAGCCGUCAUGAAGGAACUCUACAGCUUCCUCCAUCACCAGAACCGCUACAGCUCAGAAAAAGAAUUCGUUGACGACUUGAAGAACAUGUGGUUCGGGCUCUAUUCAAGAGGAAGCGAAGAGGGGGAUUCAAGUGGCUUUGAACAUGUCUUCUCAGGUGAAGUCAAAAAAGGCAAGGUCACUGGCUUCCACAACUGGAUCCGUUUCUAUAUGCAGGAGAAGGAAGGCCUGGUGGAUUAUUACAGCCACAUCUACGAUGGGCCUUGGGAUUCUUACCCUGACGUGCUAGCUAUGCAGUUCAACUGGGACGGCUACUAUAAGGAAGUGGGGUCAGCUUUCAUCGGCAGCAGCCCUGAGUUUGAGUUUGCACUCUACUCUCUGUGCUUUAUCGCCAGGCCAGGCAAAGAGUGCCGGGUAAGCCUGGGUGGAUAUCCCUUGGCCAUCCAGACCUACACCUGGGACAAGAAUACCUAUGGAAAUGGCAAAAAGUACAUCGCCACAGCCUAUGUGGUGUCUUCCACCCAGUAGAGCUUUGAAAAUAGCAUGAGGGCAAGAGAGAGCUUUGGCAGGACUAUGCUGGCCAUACCUGCUCUAUGCUGGUGCAGAAAUGGGGAUACUGGGAGGGACUAGCCCAGAAAUGUCCACGUGGGAAAGAGAAAAGAGACUAAUUAGAAAAGUGCAGAGAAACAGUCAAGGCUUUGUCCUCCAGCAUUUUGGCAAAACAGAUUAAAAAA
Condylura cristata (star-nosed mole) is the source of this 1448-nucleotide messenger RNA. RefSeq names its product endonuclease, polyU-specific (gene ENDOU). The coding region runs from base 1 to 1242 and encodes 413 amino acids. Gene Ontology annotation, molecular function: RNA endonuclease activity; polysaccharide binding; scavenger receptor activity. Gene Ontology annotation, biological process: immune response. NCBI's taxonomy places the organism in Eukaryota, Metazoa, Chordata, Mammalia, Eulipotyphla, Talpidae. The transcript is spliced from 10 exons. The record is from RefSeq and is a predicted model, not a curated record.